Messenger RNA from Quercus lobata, 1875 nucleotides. Its product is annotated as AAA-ATPase At4g25835-like. Lineage: Eukaryota; Viridiplantae; Streptophyta; Magnoliopsida; Fagales; Fagaceae. Gene Ontology annotation, molecular function: ATP binding; ATP hydrolysis activity. The transcript has a single exon. The record is from RefSeq and is a predicted model, not a curated record. Bases 94 to 1647 code for a protein of 517 amino acids.
UUAAUAAAACCCUCAAGACAGAGACAAACUCACAAUUGAACAAAGACAACAACAAAAACAACAAAAGCAAAAUAUAGUGCCAAAUUAAGCAAGAUGGAGAUAUUGUCGCAAAUGUGGUCGUUUUUGGGGCUUCUCACAGUCCUCCAAAACGUCUUGCCCACUCAGCUCCUCUCUCUCCUUCACUCCUUCUACGAGUCUCUCCAAGACUUCUUCUCCCCUUACUCUUACUUCGAAGUCCCAGAGUUCAAUGGCUACUGCGGCGUCGACGUCAACGACCUCUACCGCCAAGUCAACCUCUACCUCAACUCUGUCAACAACCCCUCCACCGCCGCCACCUGCCGCCGCCUCACCCUCUCUCGCUCCAAGUCCUCCAACCGCAUUUCCUUCACCGUCGCGCCCAACCAAACCGUCCACGACUCUUUCUCGAACCACACUCUCUCUUGGACUCACCACGUAGACACUGUCCAGGACUCUCUCGAAGAGAAACGAAGCUUCACUCUCAAGCUCCCGAAGCGCCACCGACACACCCUCCUCUCGCCUUAUCUCGACCACGUGACCAAGCGUGCAGAAGAGUUCGAGCGUGUCUCGCGCGAGAGACGGCUUUUCACCAACAACGGCCACGGCUCCUACGAGUCCGGCUGGGUCUCCGUCCCUUUCCGCCACCCUUCCACGUUCGAAACUCUCGCUCUAGAGCCGGACCUCAAGAAGCAGAUCACGGAGGACUUGACGGCGUUCGCGAACGGCAAAGAGUUUUAUCACAGAGUUGGACGUGCAUGGAAACGUGGGUACUUGCUGCAUGGUCCACCUGGGUCUGGCAAGUCGAGCUUGAUCGCCGCCAUGGCGAACUAUCUCUGCUACGACGUGUACGACUUGGAGCUAACGAAAGUGUCUGACAAUUCUGAGCUGAGAGCUUUGCUGAUACAGACGACGAACAGGUCGAUUAUCGUGAUAGAGGAUAUUGACUGCACGGUGGAUCUGACGGUGGACAGAACGAUGAAACCGAGGACGACGGUGAUGAGGAAGAGGAAGGAGAUGGUGGCGCGUGGCGAGCAGGAGGAGAGCGGGCGGGUGACAUUAUCGGGGCUCCUGAAUUUCACAGACGGGCUAUGGUCGUGUUGCGGAGAAGAGAGGAUCAUAGUGUUCACCACGAAUUACAGAGACAAUGUGGACCCUGCAUUGGUGAGGUGUGGAAGGAUGGACGUGCACGUCAGCCUCGGCACGUGCGGGAUGCACGCUUUCAAGGCCUUGGUUAAGAACUACCUCGGUUUGGACUCGCACCCGGUGUUCGAGGUGGUGGAGAGUUGCCUGAGGUCUGGUGGGGCCCUCACGCCGGCUCAGGUUGGGGAGGUACUGCUGAGGAACAGAGGUGACGCUGACUUGGCGUUGAGAGACGUUGUGGCUGCAAUGCAGGCGAAGAUAUUGGGGUUGGGACAUGGGGAGGGGAUGGAGUGUGAUGACGCCGCGGCGGUGACGGCUGGGAGGUCGCCGGAGAGCGUGUUGAUGGUGGGGUCGCCGGAGAGUUGGAUGAAGAAGAGGAAGGAAAGUGGUGGGUGUGGUGGUGGUGGGUCUACGUGGGAAAAGAAAGUGAAGUUCUUGGUGAGGCUUAGAUCUUUGACCAAGUCUGAUUCGGGAAGAAGGGGUGUAUGACUAUGAAUUAUGAGUCUUUUGAGAUAUGGACUCUACAUAAAGUCUAACGUGACAAAUGAUAUAUAUUAUAGAUGUUUGAUGUGUAUCAUAUCAUAUCAUCUCCUUGAUGGAGCAAUUUUUGGGUUUUUUUUUUUUUAGACUUUUGAGGUAGUACUUGUUUGGUGUAAAAAUGUUUAAUUUCAACUGUGUUUAUGAUGUACCUGUUGCAAAUUAAUAACAAUUUCUUUG